Molecule: messenger RNA, 786 nt
Organism: Mya arenaria
Lineage: Eukaryota; Metazoa; Mollusca; Bivalvia; Myida; Myidae
Exons: 6
Coding region: 123-536 (137 amino acids)
Source: RefSeq, a predicted model, not a curated record
UCUCAUUACGACUACACGUAAUAAUCGCUCUUUGGAAAAUCCGUAUUUAUUUUCCUGUUUGACAUCUUUUCCAUCGUGACCAUUGCUCUUUGGAAUAUAAUAAUUAAUCAUUUAGAUUGACAAUGGGGAAAACUUAUAAAAAAGAUAUGGGAAAAGCACAGGGUAACCGUACCAGUCGUUCCGCACGCAAAGAGAAACCCAAGUCAAAAUGCAGGGGUGAAAAGAAAAAAGCGACAUUCAAAUCCGAUGCUUUUCUGAAGAAAUCAAGGUCUGGAGUAAGCACGAAAGAUGAAUUAAGACGCUGUUUACAAACAAAAAAAGUCAAAUCAUUUGAGAGAAUUCGGCGCGGGGGUGGAGUGGCCGCGUCAGAGAAAAAAAAAGAGUAUGCGCAACCAGAUAGAGCAAGGUCGGGAACACAGCCUGAGCCAGCUGACGUUUUACCGGGCGGAGUUAAUCCUCCCUCGGAGAUACUGCCGAAACCGAACUUAGAUACAUUGUUAUUCGGUUUUCGGUCAAGCCGUUUCACAACUCACUAAUUUAUCCAGAAAGAACUUUAUUAGGAAUGUGUAAAAGUGAAAAAAACAACAUCAUAUAUAUCAGUUUCUGAUUUGACUUUCUGCAAAAUAAUUUACAAUACAGGUUUGUCAGACAUUUGUGUAUACACUGUAUGCGUUUAUUUCCAUGUACAAACAUAUUGACAUAUUUUAUUUCAUAAGUUUUAUGAGUAUUUAUCGCUGUACAAUGAAUAAGUCGGAAAUAAACUGUAUGCUAAAAGGACACUGAAAA